AUGUAUACGAUUGCUAUUUCUAAUAACCGACAGUGUCAUUCGUUUGCUUCUCAUCAAGAUCUAAUUGAGUUCAGUCAGGAGGCACACUUGAAGGCAAAGCGAUUCCAUUUACCUAAUCUAUCAUUGGAGGUAGUGUUUGAUGAGAAAGCUAGUUUAUAUUACAAGAAACCCAUGAUUUGUUUGCAGCCUGCGCAUCCCAUUGUGGCCGUACGACGACUAUCACGACUAUCACUAUCUGCCAUGGAGUCAGACAGCCAGCACCACCAUAACACAAAAGAGGAGGAAAAGGACAUACCCUCAAUACCCAUUCCUUCACCAAGAAUGCAAUAUACCCAUCACACAAGCUUUCGCACUACCAUUGCCUAUUCCACUUCUCCACCCACUAAUUUUUUUGAUCUUGGAAGACGGAACUCAUUGACGAGCGAUAUUCAUCAGCGAUGUCUGGUAGGAAGUUUCGAAGAAUCUCUAUUGUCUGGUAGAAUGUCUUCUAUGCCAUCCAAACCUAUUACUUUUCAUUGUCAAAUCGGCGUAUUAGGCUUAGGAGACUGUAAGCCUUCACUAAAGUGUCCACCUCAUUGCUCCAUUGUGUUCCCUGCCACAUUUUUUAAAUUGGGACAAGAAGAAGAAGGAAAUACACCUUAUGUGGGCACAGUCGAUUUACAAGAGCCCGGCUAUCGUAUCCCACCUAAAGGACAAUUGCAAGUGGUUGUGAAGAAUCCUAACAAGACAGCAGUCAAAUUAUUCUUGAUCCCCUACGAUUUUCAGGAUAUGCCAAAGAAUACCAAGACCUUUCUAAGACAAAAAUCAUAUACGCUUGACACAAGACAUUUGAGAUACGCUAUUCAUCUACAGUUUGCCAGAACAGAAAAGAAACGUAUCUAUCUGUAUAAAUCUAUGAGAAUCGUCUUUGCCAAUCGAAUUGCUGAUGCACGAGAAAAAUUCCAAGUUGUUUGUGAAGGACCUCAAUCACCUGUAUAUCGGCCCAUGUAG
Molecule: messenger RNA, 990 nt
Organism: Mucor mucedo
Lineage: Eukaryota; Fungi; Mucoromycota; Mucoromycetes; Mucorales; Mucoraceae
Exons: 1
Coding region: 1-990 (329 amino acids)
Source: RefSeq, a predicted model, not a curated record